Acyrthosiphon pisum (pea aphid) is the source of this 1003-nucleotide messenger RNA. RefSeq lists its product as uncharacterized. The transcript is spliced from 4 exons. The coding region runs from base 23 to 721 and encodes 232 amino acids. NCBI's taxonomy places the organism in Eukaryota, Metazoa, Arthropoda, Insecta, Hemiptera, Aphididae. The record is from RefSeq and is a predicted model, not a curated record.
UCUAACAACCGACCUGUACGCGAUGGAACGCAAGUUCAAAAACGUCGUGUUGGCGACGUUCCACGAGGAAUCGGUGUCCAGUCUGGACGAGGCGUCCGGCGCGUUUCGGCUGGACACCGAGGCAGUUCGGAAGCGGUUGAAGGCCGCCCGACAAGAGUUUCACUACAAGUUGAAACCGUCACAUGGCCAUCCCCGUAACACCUCGAGGUUGGAGUCGCUGAUGGCCGACUUUCAGAGGUUUAAUGCCGAGUGUGCGGAUACGUUGUCCAGCACUUGCGACCAGAUCGAGAUUGGCCUCGAGAAAAUCGACAAAAACUACGACGCUAUGUGUCCAAAAGACGUUUUGGCGGCAACCACGUUAUAUGUAAAAUGUUUCGCCAAACUCAAAACACUACUGGAAAACGUCGACGGUUCGAAAUCAGCCGUAGCCAGUAUUGGGUCUGGUGAUUUGCCGGAAUCUCUGGCCAAAUCCGACGUCAAACAGGCCAUAAGCAACGUGAAAAGCCAUCUACGGACGAAAUCCGGCACCAUCUUUUGGCCAGAUAACAGUCAGUUGUGGUCCCACAACGUUCAAGCGUUUUCGAGACUCUGCCGCGAACGGUUCGGCGACGUCCAGACGUUCGGUGUCGUCGAAAAAGCGAAAAUGGUCGACUGGGCCACGGCAUUCGUCCGGGACGUGGAACGAGUGAAGGAACUCAACGGCCAAUACGUUACCAUCUAGGUAUAUACCUGGUACACGACUAGUGCUUACCUAUAUAAUAAUAACUGCCCUGCAGCGGUGGGUUGCACGACGAUGAGCGAGGAUCGGUGAUCGUAUUGAUAUGAUAUUAUGUCAAGCAAUCCUGCACCCACGCUUAUUGUAUAUUAUAAUAAUAUGUAACCCACAUCGACGUUUAAGUCUUAACCUGCAGGUGCAUAACAAAAUAUUAUUAUACUUAAUACUAUAAUCAUUUUGAAUAUUAUAAUUAUUAUGUUUUUAAUCGCACUCGUCCACAUCGAUUUU